AUGAGUCUGACCGCCGUUGCCCGCAAUGCGGUGCCAACGCAAAGAGCCACCCUGCAUCCCCUUCCCCGACUUGCCGCCAACCGUCUAGGCCACUCCGCCCUGAACGCCAGACUAACCGGCGGACGUCUGCCCUCCCGCCUCCCCGCGCUGGCGAUCUUGAUCCCACAGCAGCGAUGGUAUGCCACAGAGCAAUCUACGACCCACGGUCCGGGAGUUCCUCCCAACUUCCCGCCUCCGGGUUUCAACGCCGAACAGGCUAAGCGUCCUCUCCCGAAAGAAGAAGCCUCCCCAAAACCUGCUUCGAGCACGAAAGCACCGGAUGCCGAGGCCUCACAAGCUGCAACACACACCAAAAAGGCCAAUCCCUCCGACACCUCCAAAGUGAUCUCUAAGCCCAAGGAGACGAACCUUGACGCGGAGGCGGCCGCGAAACAUGCCGUUGAAGAGUCAAAGGAGACCAAGAAGCUUACGCUCGGCCAGAAGAUCAAGAAGGAGAUCCAGCAUUAUUGGGAUGGCACCAAGUUGCUGGCCACCGAAGUCAAGAUCAGUACCAGAUUAGCUGUCAAGAUGGCUGCGGGGUAUGAGCUCACCCGCAGAGAAAAUAGGCAGCUCCAACGUACGGUCAAGGACCUGGGCCGUCUUGUGCCGUUCUCGGUGUUCGUGAUCAUCCCAUUCGCGGAGCUGCUCAUCCCCGUCGUCAUUAAAUUUUUCCCGAACUUUCUCCCAAGCACGUACGAAGGCCAGAAAUCCAAAGAUGCAAAGGCGGCAAGCCUGAGAGACACCCGAAAAGAGGUAUCUUCGUUCCUUCGCGACACCUUGAAAGAGACUGGUCUUCCUGUCAGCCCAACAAAUGCAAAGAAAGAGGAAUUUGCGGAGUUCUUCAGAAAGGUGCGAGCCACCGGUGAGGAUCCAAGCGCAGAGGAUGUCAUCAAAGUAUGCAAAAUCUUCAAAGACGAUGUCACCCUCGACAACCUUUCGCGACCGCAGCUCGUUGGAAUGUGCAAAUACAUGAACCUAAACACAUUCGGCACCGAUGCAAUGUUGAGAUACAAUAUUCGCCACCGGAUGAGGCAAAUCAAACGUGAUGACAAGGCCAUAUCCUUCGAAGGCGUUGACUCCCUCUUGGUGCCUGAACUCCAGACCGCCUGUGCAUCCCGUGGUUUGAGAACUCACGGCGUUUCUCCCGCUCGCCUGAGGGAGGAUCUCGGAAUGUGGUUGGAUCUUCGUCUUAAGCAGGGCGUUCCGUCAACGCUGCUCGUCUUGAGCAACGCCUACAUGUACACCCAACAGUCCCAGGACUACGAAAUUUCGUCACAGAUCGAUGCUCUCAAGGCAGUGUUGUCGAGUAUCCCCGAAGAACUGUUCCACGAGAUCGAACUCGAGGUUCACAAUGCCGAGGGAGCAGCCACAAACAAGCAGCGUCUCGAGGUCAUCAAGGAACAGGAAGAGUUGAUCGAGGAGGAGAAUGAGCAGAAUACCGAAAUCGAAGAGCAGGGAAUGCCCGCCCCCAACGAUAACCAAGAUAUCGACGAGAAAGAGGAUAGAGUUGCCGCCAGUAGUGACUCUGCCGAUGGUGCCAGCCAGCAACCCCAGGCAUCAGAAGCCUCUGAAGCGGAGGCGGACCUGUCCAAGCAACAAAAGGAGCGCAAGGCGGAAUAA
This is a messenger RNA of Coccidioides posadasii C735 delta SOWgp, 1659 nucleotides long. RefSeq lists its product as uncharacterized. Gene Ontology annotation, cellular component: mitochondrial inner membrane. Gene Ontology annotation, molecular function: ribosome binding. The record is from RefSeq and is a predicted model, not a curated record. Gene Ontology annotation, biological process: intracellular monoatomic cation homeostasis. Lineage: Eukaryota; Fungi; Ascomycota; Eurotiomycetes; Onygenales; Onygenaceae.